UCUCGCGUGGGGACAAAAUAUUUCACACAACUAAGCGAUUAUAAUUAAGUUAUCACGCUGUAAACGACGUCCAGUUACCUAUUCUAAGAUAUAAGUGUUUUUUAAAGAUGUAAUGCAUUAUUUAACCGAGUAAUUGUACACAUUGUUACACCUUACUGUUGGGAUGGUUAUAUAUAUGUACACAAAUACUAAUGUUUGUUGCAGGGUGUAGAUACUUUACAAGCAAUGGUGGUUUAGUAAGAACGGUGCUUAUAGCAGAUAAGAAGGAAUUGCCAACUUGCAUUUGGGUUAUGACAGAACAUUCAACAGCAAGAAGUUUCACUGUGAGCUGUUUACUCAACUUGGCCGACGAAAAAGCGACUUACGCUCCGGGAUUGAAUUGUAAAUGGCCGGCGAUGGAAACUGAAAGUCCCGAUCUUACGUGCUCAGAAACUAACGGUGAAAACACUGCUGUAUUUCGACCGAGCUGCGAUAUAGCAAAGGAUUCGAGUGCUGAAAAUACGGAUCAUUACACCCCGAGGGUUCAUUCUAGUUUUCCUAUGCACCAAUCCCAAACUGAAACAUUGCCCCAAUGUGUACGAGCAAAGCAGCACAGCUGGGGAACGGAAACAAAAGCGCAUGAUCGCGGGAACUGGAACCCUGCUUUCCCGUCAUGUGCUUACGCGAGGCCUGAGUACACUGAACAUUGUACCCCGUGCACGGACGAUCCUACGGAACUAUCCAUGGCUUGCGAGAAUCCUAAACCUGAAGUCAAGCGGUUGGAAAGACUGGACAAGGCUUGCGAGCAGGCGCGGGAAAAUUCAAUCAACACAACUGAAGAGAGAAGCAGUUGGCAUGAUCCACAUACAUCAAGUUUACAUACAGAGUCGGCAUCUCAUGAGAGCUCGCCACCUUCAAAUGGAAGUCCCUCUGCUGUCAAAGACACCACGGAAUCUAAGGCAUGUCCCGACUAUGACGUAUUACCAUAUCAAAAUAUGACGAACAACAACAAAGGCGAUCAUGACGUUUUCAAUCCCUUUAUGACGUCACACGGCCACCACACCGAUGACGCAAGCGGACAUGGGGGAGUCUCGGUUCCGAGGAAAAAACAAAGACGGACACGCACGACCUUUAACAGCGGACAGCUGGCAGCUCUGGAGCGAGUUUUUGAACGAACACAUUAUCCUGACGCGUUUGUGAGAGAGGAACUUGCGCGACGGGUCGGGCUGAGUGAGGCCAGGGUUCAGGUUUGGUUCCAAAAUCGAAGAGCAAAGUUUCGACGAGCAGAACGCUCACUUCUGACGUCACGCAUGGCGAUGCGUCAUCCAUUACAUCAUCAUGUGACGUCACAAGAUAACUCGGCGUGUUUGUCUUCGUCAGUUUGCAGAACUCAACCAAUCCUUCCAUCCAUCAGCGACAACAUGCUGACCAGACACAACUCGUUGCUGGCCCAAGGUUCGAAUCCCCUGUGCGACCCUCAAAUACCAAUGGUGCCUCCAAACCACUUUUUCCAAUGGUCGGCACCACCAAUGAAACCAUUUCCAUGUUCCGGUGGCCAACCUGUUGUUAACGUCGAACACGGAAAUUACGUAGGAGAUACUUUCUCCCAACUUAAGAUGCAAGGUAUGACGUUUCAAAGAGGAUUCUUACAAUGAAUAAUACAACAGAAGUGUUUGUGACGCGUAUAAAGAUUCGUAGCUGCCUAUUGAAUCAUCUCAGAACGUACAUUCAUGGGUGUAGUUGAUGCCUUAUUAUUAUUUUUUCAGUUAGUUCCGCUUUUAAAAAUUGUGUUUGUUUUCUGAAAGUUCACGUAGCCUUGCGAUUUCUGUGUACCUUUUGGGUAACUCUGUUUUGUCUAUUUUAUUUUGCCUAUUUACCGUCUGUAUUACUCGCUGCUAGUUCAUGAAUAAAGUCGCCAAGUCAGCUGCA
This is a messenger RNA of Ciona intestinalis (vase tunicate), 1908 nucleotides long. Lineage: Eukaryota; Metazoa; Chordata; Ascidiacea; Phlebobranchia; Cionidae. The record is from RefSeq and is a predicted model, not a curated record.